Messenger RNA from Hippopotamus amphibius kiboko, 1396 nucleotides. RefSeq names its product TNF superfamily member 8 (gene TNFSF8). The transcript has 4 exons. The record is from RefSeq and is a predicted model, not a curated record. Gene Ontology annotation, biological process: immune response; CD8-positive, alpha-beta T cell differentiation. Bases 290 to 994 code for a protein of 234 amino acids. Gene Ontology annotation, molecular function: tumor necrosis factor receptor binding. NCBI's taxonomy places the organism in Eukaryota, Metazoa, Chordata, Mammalia, Artiodactyla, Hippopotamidae. Gene Ontology annotation, cellular component: membrane.
GUCAUUUUCCUACUCACCCUCUGACAUCAACCACCUUCUCUAUAGCUACAGUUUCUCUUCACUCAAAUUAAUCCCUGGCGAUGAAAAAUGAGCCUCUCCCCCACCCUUGCUGCUGCCUUUCGCCUCACACCCCCAGAGAAGAGUUUCUUCGCGAGGCAGCUGAUGAAGGUUUUUUUCCAAGUCACAUGAUCCAGGAUGCAGGGGGAGAAUCCUUCUUGGAAGAGAGAUGGGCCCAGAACCGAAUCAGAUGAGGAGAGAUAAGGUGUGAUGUGGGGAAGACUAUAUAAGAAUGGACCCAAGGCUUCAACAAGCACUCAACCCACUGGCCCCUUCUCGAGACACAGCCAUGCAUGUGCCCGCAGGCUCCGUCACCAGCCACUUGGGAACCACUAGCCGCGGUUAUUUCUAUUUCACCACAGCCUCGCUGGCUCUGUGUCUCGUCUUUGCUGUGGCAACCAUUAUGGUGUUGGUGGUUCAGAAGACGGACUCCAUUCCCAACCCGCCGGGCAAAUUCCACCUUAAAGGAGGGAAUUGCUCAGAGGACAUCACAUGUAUCCUGGAAAGGGCUCCAUUCAAGAAGUCAUGGGCCUACCUCCAAGUGUCAAAGCAUAUAAACAAAACCAAGUUGUCUUGGAACAAAGAUGGCAUUAUCCACGGCGUCAGAUAUCAGGAUGGGAAUCUGGUGAUCCAGUUCCCAGGUUGGUACUUCAUCAUUUGCCAACUGCAGUUUCUCGUGAAAUGCCCAGAACAUUCGGUCGACCUGAAGUUGGAGCUUCUCAUCAACAAAGAUGUCAAAAAACAGACACUGGUGACAGUGUGUGAGUCCGGAGUGCAAACCAAAAACAUAUACCAGAAUCUCUCUCAGUUCUUACUGGAGCACCUCCAGGUCAACACCACCAUCUCAGUCAAGGUGGAUAAAUUCCAGUAUGUGGAUACAAACACCUUUCCUCUUGAGAAUGUGUUGUCCAUCUUCUUAUACAGUAGUUCAGACUGAAGCAUCUCUGCUGGUCUUCAGGAAGAAAGCAACUCUCUAUCACACAGCACUUCAUCCUUCCAGACACUUGGGGAAAAAAGAAAACUUUAGGCCAAGACUGAAACCACAAAGGGAAUUAAAUAGUACUCUUCUCCUUCUGUCUCCUGGGAAGAUACAACUCUGGGUUAAAAAGAGAGUUUUGAGUGAAGUAUCUUCCAGAUAGAAGGCAGGGAGGCAAUGUGGUGUGGUGGACAGAGCCACACAUGGAAACCAGAAGGGAUGGGUUUAGGCCCAGCCCAAUCACUAACUCACUGUAUGACCUGAGCUAUUCCUUUCCCAUCCCUGGAACUCAGAUUCCACAUACGAAAAAUCAAGGGGCUGAGUCUGAAUCUCUCCAAAGUCUCUUCCAUCUCAGAAGACCAG